Molecule: messenger RNA, 1535 nt
Organism: Arabidopsis arenosa
Lineage: Eukaryota; Viridiplantae; Streptophyta; Magnoliopsida; Brassicales; Brassicaceae
Source: the annotation of a GenBank genome assembly
AGAAAAUCAUCUCACUCCACUAAAUCUCAGUAAACGUAAAGAGCACAAUCAUGCUUCGAUUUCAUUUCUUGCUAAUCACGGCACUUGCCAUUUCCACUGUUUCGGUGGUCAUGGCCCAAGUCCCUCCCGAGAAACAAUUCAGAGUCCUCAACGAACCCUCCUACGCCCCAUACAUAACCGAGUACGACGCGAGUUACCGAUUCCUCAACUCACCGAAUCAGGACUUCUUCACAUUUCCUUUCCAGCUCAUGUUCUACAAUACUACUCCUAGCGCCUACGUUUUAGCUCUCCGAGUCGGAUCCAGGCGUGACAUGAGUUUCACGCGUUGGAUCUGGGACGCCAAUCGCAACAACCCCGUCGGUGACAACUCCACACUCUCAUUCGGCCGCAACGGCAACCUUGUGCUCGCUGAGUUAAACGGCCAUGUCAAGUGGCAGACUAACACAGCCAACAAAGGUGUCACCGGAUUCGAGAUCUUGCCCAUCGGCAACAUGGUGCUACACGACAAACAUGGAAAAUUCGUUUGGCAGAGUUUUGAUCACCCAACCGAUACACUCCUCGUCGGCCAAUCCCUAAAAGUUAACGGUGUUAACAAACUCGUUAGCCGGACAUCUGCUAUGAACGGCUCCGAUGGUCCGUACAGCAUGGUGCUGGACAACAAAGGUUUAACCAUGUACGUUAACAAAACCGGUACGCCGUUAGUUUACGGCGGAUGGCCGAAUCACGAUUUCCGCGGCACCGUAACGUUCGCCGUUACAAGAGAGUUCGACAAUUUAACGGAGCCGUCAGCUUACGAGCUUCUCCUAGAACCCGCACCACAACCCGCUACGAAUCCGGAUAAUAACCGCCGGUUACUCCAAGUCCGACCAAUCGGAAGCGGAGGAGGAACUUUAAAUCUGAACAAAAUCAAUUACAACGGAACGAUUUCGUAUCUCAGACUCGGAUCUGACGGGAGUCUCAAGGCUUACUCGUAUUUCCCAGCCGCGACGUAUCUCGAAUGGGAAGAGAGUUUCUCAUUCUUCUCCACUUACUUCGUCCGUCAAUGCGGUUUGCCGACGUUUUGCGGCGAUUACGGUUACUGCAAUCGAGGAAUGUGCGUCGGAUGCCCUACACCGAAAGGUCUGUUAGCUUGGAGUGAUAAAUGCGCACCACCUAAAACGACGCAGUUUUGUAGCGGAGGCAAGGGUAAAACUGUCAAUUAUUACAAGAUAGUCGGUGUUGAGCAUUUUACUGGGCCUUAUGUUAAUGGUGGACAAGGCCCAACUUCUGUGAACGAUUGCAAGGCUAAGUGCGAUCGUGAUUGCAAGUGUUUGGGUUACUUCUACAAGGAGAAGGACAAGAAGUGUUUGCUUGCUCCUCUUCUUGGUACACUUAUUAAAGACGCCAAUACAUCUUCCGUUGCUUACAUCAAAUACUAGCGAGAUUUAUUUUUACUGAAGAAUUCUCAGAGAUUUAAUGCAUACUCGUGUUGUUGUAAUGAUUCACCGUCUUUGUUUUUGUAUACUAGAGUGAUAUGCUCAGUCCUAGUCAAGUAU